AUGACGAAAUCAAAACGGAAUAUGAAGCCUAUUGAGAGAAUCGCCCGAGGAAUUGCUAUUUCUGGUUGCAAACUGAAGUUGCGGGCUAAGAAGGAUGCGUAUCGAUCAUGUCCGCAAUAUGAACCUGUGGCAAUUGGCAGAGAAAAUAGGCCUACAAAAUUGCAGGUAAGGAGGACUAAAACUGUCCAAUCAAGUCAUACUUCAUCCCAUCAGAGUCUCAAUCAUGCCAAUGUGGAGGAGAUGAGUGAACCUGCCCCAGCAAUUCUAACCCAAGAAAGUGUUGCUCCAGCAGAGCUUCCAUUUUCCCUAUCUCAGUUGUGUCGUACCAUGAAAAAAAAGGGCAUCCCCCCGCUCCAUUCGGCCUCCAAUCUCUACAGCCAUAGAACUUUCUUCCAGGAUUUGAGCUUGUUUUUGAAGCCCUUAGCUUCGCUGGGAAGCCGCAAAGGCAUAAAAUGUUCGAUGACGAACCUUGCGAACAAGAAGACAUGA
Messenger RNA from Striga asiatica, 489 nucleotides. The record is from the annotation of a GenBank genome assembly. Lineage: Eukaryota; Viridiplantae; Streptophyta; Magnoliopsida; Lamiales; Orobanchaceae.